GAGUACCUUUGUAAAAACCGAAAGUCAACAAAAAUCAAAAAGACAAAAGUUAAAAAAAAAGUUUACCUAAUCAAAAAUCAAAAUGAAUUGAAGUUCGAACAUAAUUUUAUUUGGUAUACAAGCUGCCAAUAGCUUGCUAGCUUGCUACAGAUUUAUUAAGCUGUGGUUACCAUUGCCAAUAUCAGAAUCGGAAUUGUACAAGAUUAAUGAUAUAAUAAAUUAAGUUAACCUUCAAAAAUUGAAGUUAGCAACAACGAAUUGAGAUUUUAUUAUAACAUAAUCUAAAUAAUUUAUAGUGAUAAGCGAUUCAUACUUCAUAGAGAAGGUUUUGUAAUAUCUGUAGAUUCUGUAGUAAGAAGUUUAUGGACAGCUGUUCUGGUUGCGUAAUAAUUAUUAACCAUCUAAAUAUAACCAUUUUUUCCAAACAAUGCUAACAGAAGAUAAAAAUAAAGUUGUAGUAAUCGGUUCUUGCAGUGUUGAUUUUGUGACGUAUGUAUUAAAAUCUUUUACCGUGGUAUGCGGUGAUUACCGUGCCAUUUUCAAUGGUUUAAAAAGUACAGUUAUUUCAUCAAUAAAAAUAAUGACAUGUUUAUGUGAUACUUAUCUAUAAAAAAAUAUGCUACACUAUAAAGUUUUUACUUUCCUUUCCUGUAUAGCUAAGUAUGAAUUUGCAACGGAAUGCAAUUCCAAUUUUGUGAUAGGAUAUCCGAAAAUGUAGACAAUGCAGUGACAUGUGAUUUUAAAGGUAGUUUCUCUUCUUUACUGAAAACAGUUUGCCAUCCAGGCAUUCAAGGUGCUUUACCAUUCAAUUUUGACGACAAUUUAUUUUGAUGUAGGCCAUUUUUCUGCUACAGAAUGCCUUGAAGUACGCCUAGAUUUCCAUUGUUAUCAAAAUCUGUUUUAUUUUUAAUUUGUAUUAUUGCCUUGAAGAAGUGAACACUUAUUGUGGAUAUUCACCACGGCUGCCUAAACCUGGAGAGACACUUCAUGGACACAAAUUUACUACUAGUUUUGGGGGUAAAGGAGCUAAUCAAUGUGUAGCAGCAACAAAACUUGGGGCAAAUUCAUACAUAAUAAGUAGAUUGGGAGAUGAUCAGUGGGGGCAGAAAUAUAAAGAGUAUUUAAAAGAAAUUGGUGUAGAUGUCACGCAUGCAGCCAUUACAUCCAACAGUUCAACUGGUAUUGCUCAAAUCGCAGUUGCUGAAAAUGGAGAAAAUCAAAUAGUUAUUGUUCCAGGGUCUAAUAAUCUUCUAUGUUCUAAUGAUGUGAAGGAGGCAGAAAACCUAAUUAAAAGUGCUGAUGUUAUUGUAGGACAACUUGAAACACCCCUUGAAUCAACAUUGGAGGCUUUUAAGCUUAGUAAAGGUAUAAGAAUUCUUAAUGCUGCGCCAGCUCGGAAAGAUAUAGACAGCAUCUUACCAUAUUGCUCUAUUUUAUGUAUUAAUGAAUCGGAAGCUUCCUUGCUUGCUGAUUUUGCAGUUGACGUAUCGAAUGCUCCAUUAGCAAUAAAUAAGUUAUUAGAAACUGGAUGUGAAACAGUCAUUAUAACCUUAGGAGAAAAGGGAGCAAUUUUUUCUUCAAAACACGAUAAAAAAUAUUUUCAAGUUUUUUGUGAAAGUGUUAUUCCGGUCGAUACCACCGUAAGUAUUUUAAUCUUAUUGAAGUACCUGUCAAGCGUAAACAACAUCAAUAAGUAUUAUGUAUUAUUACUCGUAUUAUAGUACAAACAAGCGAUCGUGGUAAAACUUUUCAGUCAUGAUAAAUUAUGCUUAAUCUACAUAUUUCCAAGUGUACGUAAUCUCCGAAUCUGAAUCCGAAUUCUUUUUCUUUCCAGAAAAUGUAAAACAAUGCCUUUCUGCUAUAACAGCAGAAAUCGAGUGAAUAAAUAACAUUUUAUUUUAAUGUAAAAUUUAUUUAAACUUAGAAUUCCAAGUACGCUGCAUCAAGAUAACAUCUGAACUGAGUCUCAGUCCAGAAGAGUAAAUGCGGCUUGUCAGUCUCAAUGUGGUAGUGGACUGUGUUGAGAUUAAGGUAAGUGCACCUCACAAACAUCUAAGUGCAGGUCUCGGAUGUUUGUAAGGUGCACUUUGAUAGGGAGCGAAUGCAACCGCUAUAAAAAGAAAUGGUGGAGUGAAUAGGGUGAGAGAAUGGCAGUUAGACAAUACGUCACGCACAUAACCUAGGGAUGCAAACAACGUUACAACGUUGGUGGAAACCGCGGGGACGCUCGAACCAGUUCCACAAACGAGAAGGUUCUAUAUUCGUCGCGUAUGUUUUACAUAGAACAACAUGAACCACCGGCGGACAGCAGGGGAAGUAGCCAUACGCGGUUGUUCGCCUCUGUUAAAUUAUAAGUCCACACGGUCCUAUGCGUUGUUACUUACUGCUAAAGUACGUAUCGAGCUGUGUAUCGUCGAGAGUAAACUCCGCGUAUUUUAAUAGAUUAAAACUACUAAAAUCAUAGUUUUACCUUAAAUAAAUACUAAAUUAUACAUAAAACAGUGCAAUAAUCAAUAGCUUAUGCUAUCUAGACGAAAUUAUUAUAAAAAAGCUUAAAAACUUGACAAUAAGUUAAGAGGUAGUAAAAAAGAGUAAAAUUUUCAUAAUAGGAGGACAACAAUGCGUGGGUCUGGCGUCAAGACUGAUUUAUUCUUGAACAAACAUGAAAUUUAAAGAUUUUGACAUUUUCUCUUGGACAAAACCUUAUGCCAAAACAGAAGAAAUCCUUAAAGACUGUUAUAACAUUGAAGAUUCUAACAAUAACUAUUUUAUUUUGUGUGUUGGGGAAAAUGACACGAACGUUACAAAGAUAUUCUUUGAAACAGCUGCAGUAAUAAAAAUACUAAAAUACUCUAACUUUAUUAUACUUAAUACUAAUUACAAUAAAUAUUUAAAUAAAUAUAAACUAAAUAAUAUGUUAAAAAACUUGUGCAAUAACAUGCCAAAUUGUAAUUUUAUUGAAUGCACAAACAGGUCUAGGACGGAAUAUCACGCAUAUAUUUGUGCAAAGAUUAAUCUAAUGUUAGACUCUAAAUAUUACGAAAACCAUUUUAUUAAAAAUAUUAAAACUAUUAUUAAAAAUCGCAGUAAUGUAUCUGAUAAGAUGCACAUUAUGGGAAAAUCCCAAGGAAUAAUUACGCUAUCUUACGAAAGUAAAACUGCUGAACCUAAAAUUGGCACCAUACCUUAUUAUUUCAAAAAGGUGAAUAAAUUAAAUAAGACAUUAACUGUUGAAAAUAGCAGAAGCCUAAAUAUGUCCACGACUCAAUUUUUUCGCACACAAUAACAACCAAAAACAUGAAAUUACUUCCAUACUACAUCAAAACAUAGCAGGUUUGUUUAACAAAACUGAUUCGAUAGAACUAUGUAUUGAUGAACUAAUAAAUGAGGGGCAAUCAAUAAGCUUUUUAUGUUUUAGUGAAACAUUUGUUAAAAAGGGAGGUGAGAGUAACAUUAAGUUUAAACAUUUUAAAUUAGCUUCACUAUAUUGUAGAAUAAAAGAAAAACGUGGGGGAGUAUGUAUCCUUAUUAGAAAGUCAAUAGAAUUUAUAUUAGAUAUAAUAGACUUAGAAGUUAUACAAUUGUGCUAUGAAUUAUCUGCAGACAAAGUUUUCGAGUGUUGCGGUAUAGAGGUACCAAGUUACAACUGUAUAAUUUUUUGUGUAUAUAGAACUCCCAAUUCGCCUAUCAAUAUUUUUCAACAAAUUAGAUCUUAUUUUUCAUAAACUAGCAUUUAAGCUAAACAAAAAGAAAGUCAUUUUAUGUGGUGACUUUAAUAUUAACACGCUUAAAAAUAAUAACGUCACUGAUGACUUAAAAAUUUAUCAAACACGUUGUUGUACAAAUGUGAAAAACUAGGAAUCAGAGGACCGGCUUUGGAAUGGAUCGAAAGCUAUUUGACAAAUCGGCAACAAUGUGUUGAAGUACCACGUAUUAAUAAUAAUCUAGAGUUAACAUAUUACAGAUCUCCUUAUCUACAUAAUGACUAUGGGGUACCUCAAGGGAGUGUUUUAGGGCCUUUAUUGUUCAUUCUAUAUAUAAAUGACUUACCGAGUAUAACAAAGCAUCAGUCCGUACUAUUUGCUGAUGACAUACCAAUUAUUAUACCCCACACUAAUAAUUCACAGAUAUAUGAACAAGAGAUAAAUUCCACUAUAAAAUCAGUUAUAUCAUGGCUAGAAGAUAAUAAUUUACAAGUCAAUACUAAAAAAAACUAAAUAUAUUCAAUUUGGAAAUUAUAAAACAAAACUACAAAAAUUAGACUUAACAUAUAAGGGCGAAAGAUUGGUAGAGGUAGAAGAUACACAAUUCCUAGGUGUUGCUAUUGACCAGCAUGUAAAAUGGAAAUUACACGUUAAUAAGGGAGCAGGCGAUGCAUUUGUCGGUGCUUUAGCAACUUAUUUAGUCAGUCACAAAAACUAUCCAAUGCAUCAAAUUGUUGGUGCAGCUUGCCAAGUUGCCACUAUAUCAGUAACAAAAGAAGGAACCCAAAAUAGUUAUCCUACAAAUUUUGACGCUUUUAAUAAGCAAUACAGAUAUGUAGAAUUAGAAUAAAUUUAAUACCUUAC
Molecule: messenger RNA, 4568 nt
Organism: Parnassius mnemosyne (clouded apollo)
Lineage: Eukaryota; Metazoa; Arthropoda; Insecta; Lepidoptera; Papilionidae
Source: the annotation of a GenBank genome assembly